AGCAGCCUGUGAGAGUCUCUGACACCUAGGAUCCCGCCGUCACCACGAGGAAACUACUCCGCCACUUUUGACGAUCCGCACCGUGGUAGGCGUUUCUUCCGGAGCCCCCCUACCAUCCGCGAGCCCGCGACUCCGAGAACGUACCCCCGCGUGGCAGGUGGCACACCACCGUUGCGCGGUACUCCUAGACUCGCCGCUUAACGAGAGUGCAACUGCAGUUGGCGGCCGACCUGUGCACGGCUCACGGGGAAACGCGGAGAACGCGCUCGUUCCGACUCGCCGCAGUUUCGGGGGAGAUCCAGAGAAAGAGAGAUGAGGAUCAUUGUUCUAGUCGCAUUUGUCAUGGCCGUCCUGGCGAGCGUCUCGGCACAGGAUUUCAGGCAUUUUUUCAGAGGAUUUGGUCCUUACGGAGGCAUUUCGGCCGCAAUAAUGAGGGAUCCAAGAUCAAAUAGAGGUCCGGUGUUAUUCCCACCUGGGCCACCAGACACAGGUGAGACCAGCGGCGUCAUCGUGGGCGCGAGCGGAUACGGAUUCGUGCCACCCGGCUCAGGUUACUUCACCUACUUCUACUACUAAGCGUCCGGUAAUCGAGGGAUUGCAAGAAGAUGACAACGUGAAAAAAAAUGGUGGUCAAGGUUUCGGACGUACGUCACGGCUCGCAGACUCUAACUGGACACUGUGGUAGAUUAAUAGACCAGCGUUACGUUAGUGCGUGUCCAUUGAAGGAAGGACGAGCCUAAAGUAGCUCUUUUCUUCUUCUUUCUACUUUUAACAAUAGUCUCUCCUCCGCGAUUGGCGGCGUGGGAGUACGCCUACUUCCCGUGAACUUUGUUAGAUUGCGCAAAGUUCGCAGGGUAAAAGAGAGCUAUUAACGCGAUGUACAAAUAGAGAAAUACGUGCGAUUAUACGAUAACGAGAUUUAUUUUUUUUAAUUCUAAAAACAUCACGUCCCUUCUUCCCCAAGGCAUAUAGCGCGCGAAAUAUUUUAAGAUGAAAGUUCAACGGAAUAGCGCGGUAAAUGAGACCCGUGUUUCUGUAUCUCCUUCGAUUAAGGAUCACUCGAGACGCACCCUUAAGAAUGCCAACGAGACCGACAGUUAGUAGCUAAAUACCGGCCAUAUCGAAAUUGAUAUUACGCCACUUACUGUUAGUCUCGACAAUCACGUAUAAUCCCGUAUUAUACGAGCAACGAGAACGUUCCGCAUAAUGAAGUCUACGAAAGUACAAGUCGUAUUUUAUGGUGCAUUACUACGGGUAUUCGCGCCUCCGCGUGGCGGUAACGCUGAGGCGUGUAUAAUUAGUAGCAGCCACAGAGAGCACCGUGCACUCCUGACAGUGCGAUGUUAGAACAAAGCGAGCGGGACUGAAUAGCGAUCCGCUUCGCGCGCCUUACAGUCGGGAGAGAUAUCCGCUUAUGAAACAAGACCGGGUAAAUAGAGGUGGGUCCGGCGCGCGCGCCGCUGGAUCCACUGAAAAUGAUUAAGAGGCAGCGGUACGUUUCGUGCCGACUGGCAAGUUAUUUAUUACGACCGCGAUGGCGAUUUAAUUAAGCGUGGGUAGCCGUUUUUGGGUGAACCGCUUUUACGAUCUACCCGUUUCGUGUUCAAAUUGUUAACGCUCCGCGCCGUGCGGGCAGUUCGACACACACUGCUCGGCUUAAUAUAAGUAAUAUAUUUUAUAUUUAUAUGUAAAUGUGAUAGAGAGAGAGUAUAAGGAAGCGGUAUGAGGCCGCGAAUCAAUGGCGGGGUGCCGCCGUCGCUUUCGUUUCCGUGCAAUACGGUCAUGGUUCUUUAAACGCUAAAGAUACAUUGGUGCAUUUAAAUGCCCGGCUUCUCGGCCCAAUCAGUUCCGCACGCGCUCGGUUUUAAUCGCGCACGGUGGCGAAAAAUACGCCGAGUCCACAGCUUCAUUGAUCCGUGGCCAAAAAAAAAAAAAAAAAACACAUUCCGGUUAAUUUGCUCGCCCUUACAUAAUUUUUGCAUGAGUAUGGUCGAUCUUAGAUAAUUUUUAUAACUCGUACAAGGAGCAUGUAAAUAUUACAUAAUCUAUUAUACUCUAUAGGAAUAAAAUAAAGUCGUUGUCUAUAAAUCCGCGUUUGUUUUAUGAAAAUUUUAUACAUAUUUAGCUUUAAUUUGCUAAUAGAUAAAUAAAUGAAUUGAUUGAAGAAAUAA
Temnothorax curvispinosus is the source of this 2171-nucleotide messenger RNA. RefSeq lists its product as uncharacterized. The record is from RefSeq and is a predicted model, not a curated record. The transcript has 4 exons. NCBI's taxonomy places the organism in Eukaryota, Metazoa, Arthropoda, Insecta, Hymenoptera, Formicidae. Bases 313 to 576 code for a protein of 87 amino acids.